UUUUUUUCCUUUCUUGGAAAAGUUGUGAUCCAAUCUUGACUCCUAUCCUAUUUUGUUAGGCACAAACUCUUCCUAUCAUAAACACUUUUUCUUUGAAACUGGCUCUUAAAACGUUUCAAUAUGGACCUCUAUUGUCGUUUCUUGUCUUAUGUUUUGAACAUUUUGGUUGGUUCUUUUUGAAUUCUAGAUAGUUUGGUCAUCUGGGUAAUCUUUUUUCUUAUUGAACUUCCCCUGAAAGAUACCGAUUCUGUGUUUUUGUUGUUCUGUGUCUGUUGAGGGAGUUUCAAUAUCUAGCAGUACGAAACAACGAAUCUAAGUUAUUAAGGAAGUUAAAAUUGGUAGUUGCGUUCUGGUUUUGCAUUCUCAACUGUUUUAGUAACUGCUAAGCCUUUUUUUUUUUUUUGCUUGCUCAAGAGUUUUCUUUUUCUUUUCUUAAUUAUUUUCUUGGCUCAGAGGAUUCUCAAAGCAUUGUCUUGGCUCUGUUUUUCACUAUGAAUAAUUCUGGGGCAGCCCCUGAUCAGAUAGCAGCAGUUGAAGUCACAAAAGAGAGAAAUGGAAUUGAUAAAAUUGUGCUUCGUAAUCCUCGAGGAGCUUCAGCUCGAGUUAGCUUGUGCGGAGGACAGGUUCUCUCAUGGAAGACUGAUCAGGGACAAGAAUUGCUAUUCACUAGUAAUAAGGCAAUUUUCAAGCCACCAAACCCUGUGAGAGGAGGAAUUCCCAUUUGCUUUCCCCAGUUUGGAAAUGGAGGAGCAUUGGAGCAACAUGGGUUUGCAAGGAAGAAAAUUUGGAUGAUUGAUGAUAGUCCACCACCAUUGAAUCCCAAUGAAUCCAAUGGUAAGGCCAACGUUGAUUUGCUACUUAAGCCAUCUGAAGAAGAUCUAAAGAUCUGGCCCCACAGUUUCGAGUUUCGACUCAGGGUGUCUUUGUCAGCAGAUGGAAAUCUAACCUUACUAUCUCGCAUCAGGAAUAUUAACGGCAAGCCAUUUAGUUUCUCCAUUGCUUAUCACACAUAUUUUGCAAUCUCAGACAUCAGUGAAGUAAGGGUUGAAGGGUUGGAAACUCUUGACUAUCUUGACAACCUUUGCCAAAAGGAACGCUUCACAGAACAAGGAGAUGCCUUGACAUUUGAAUCUGAGGUGGAUAGAGUUUAUCUCAGUUCUUCAGAUGUUGUUGCUGUUUUUGAUCAUAAGAGAAAACGCACAUUGGUCAUAAGAAAAGAAGGACUUCCAGAUGUUGUGGUCUGGAAUCCAUGGGAGAAGAAAUCAAAGUCCUUGGUGGAUUUUGGAGAUGAAGAGUACAAGCAGAUGCUGUGUGUUGAUGGGGCAGCAAUAGAGAAGCCAAUCACAUUAAAGCCAGGAGAGGAAUGGACAGGCAGAUUAGAACUCUCUAUUGUCCCUUCCAGUUGAAGAAAACUACAGUAAACUCUCUUGAUUUGACAUGAAGAUUCAAGGCAUUUAUCACUAAAUAAACCACAAAUGCUUCUUUCUUGUGGCUACUGCCAUUGUUCAAUCUGUAUUUGUAAUGGAAAGAUGAAUAAAAUCAUAAUCACCCAUUAGGUUAGCGAUGGUGAUAAUGGGCUUACUUCUUUACUACUCCAUUGGAGAUAUUUGUUUUAAGUUUUCUCCAAAGUAGUUGCAUGUAACUAUUUAUAAAUAUCUGCAGAUUUAUGGUAAAUACUUUUUUAUUCAUUGGAAA
Messenger RNA from Hevea brasiliensis (rubber tree), 1695 nucleotides. Its product is annotated as putative glucose-6-phosphate 1-epimerase. The record is from RefSeq and is a predicted model, not a curated record. The transcript is spliced from 8 exons. Gene Ontology annotation, molecular function: carbohydrate binding; isomerase activity. Bases 492 to 1406 code for a protein of 304 amino acids. Gene Ontology annotation, biological process: carbohydrate metabolic process. NCBI's taxonomy places the organism in Eukaryota, Viridiplantae, Streptophyta, Magnoliopsida, Malpighiales, Euphorbiaceae.